CGCAGAGGGAGGAAGGCAAGGCCAGCUCAGCACAGCAUGACCGUGACCCGGGUGCUGCUCACCGUGCUCCUGCUGCAAGGGGGGUUUCCAGGGGCUGCCAGUGACUCUGUGACUCUGAAGGAAGGAGAAAACCUAAAUCUUCACUGCACCUUCAGCACCCCCAGCAACAACAACCACAGCUCUACCCUGCAGUGGUUAAACCCUCACGGUUUCACCAUUUUCCUCAACGCCCAGAGGGUUUUAAGAGACCAGAGGUACAAACUCCUCCGUUAUUCCAAGGAUGAAUUAUCCAUCCAGCUGUCCAACGUGACAGUGCAGGAUGAGGGAAUUUACAGCUGCUUCUACUACAGCAGGCACUUCCAAAGCAACAGCCAAAAUGUGGAGAUUUUGGCUGCUCCUUCCCCUCCAGUGCUGGAAAUAUCCCAGGACAAAGCAAGAGGCAUCAAACUCUCCUGCUACAGCCAGGGCAGCAAACCCCAGCCCCAGAUUUCCUGGCUGUUGGACAACGGGGUAGAGCUCCCAGGUGACAGCAGGCACCAGCUGGGAGCUGAUGGGAAGAAAUGGAGCACAAGCAGCACCCUGAGGAUGCUGAGCUGCAGCCCCAAAGCGACAGCCAGCUGCAUCAUCCAGCACCCUGCACUCAGGGCACGGAGGCUGAUGGCAUCUUUCCACUGCCAGGACCUCCCCAGCACAGGCUGCAAACAACCAACCAGACUUCCAGAGGAUGCAGAAGUUCCCAGCCCUUCAGAGAAUCCAGCAGGGACGAGUUCUCCAGAGAAUCCAGCAGGGACCAGCCCCUCUGCAUCCUCAGAGAAUCCAGAAGUUUCCAGCCCUUCUGCAUCCCCAGAGAAUCCAGAAGAUUCCAGCCCCUCUGCAUCCCCAGAGAAUCCAGCAGGUACCAGCUCUUCUGCAUUCCCAGAGAAUCCAGAAGAUUCCAGCCCUUCUGCAUCCCCAGAGAGUCCAGCAUGGACCAGCCCCUCUGCAUCCCCAGAGAAUCUGGCAGGUACCAGCUCUUCUGCAUCCCCAGAGAAUCCAGGAGUUUCCAGCCCCUCUGCAUCCCCAAAAGAUCCAGCAGUUCCCAGCUCAGCACCAGCCCAGCCAAACCUCACAGGUGUCACAUCUAAGGAGCAAAAUCCCCAAUCCAAAAGCAUCGUCAAGAAGGAGAAGAAUCUCCUGCUGCCCAUCCUGGUGGCUGCUCUGGUUUUUGUGCUGCUCAUCAUUGUCCUGCUUUUCAUGGCGAAGCUGAAGAAAGCCCACGGGGUGUGGAAGAGAGAAAAUGAUGUUUCAGAGCAGACACUGGAGAGUUACAAAUCCAGAUCUAACGAAGACAGCCCAAGCCAUGAGAAGAAUGGACCAGCUGUAAAUCCCAAAUCCAACAUGCAAUAUGUAACAGAAGGACACGUGGAAACCCCAGAGAAGAAUCUGGAAACCCCAGAGAAGAAUCUGGAAACCCCAGAGAAGAAUCCAGGAGAUGAAAACACGGCAAUAAGUGAGGAAAUGUUUCAGUGUGGAAGGGAGACAGAUGUAUAACUGUGGAAACUGCAGUUUCCUGAUAUUUGCAUUCAAGUUUUCAGGGAUCUUGAUUUCAAGGAGCAGAAGGGACAAAGCUCCAUCCCAAAGGCAGCUGGGGGUGGUUUUGUCACCCAGCAGGACAGGGAGAUGGGACUGGUGCUCCUGGAACCCUCAGGGGUUUCAUGAACCACUGCCACAAACAGCUCAUCAACCCCAGCAGCAAUCAGCGUCCUGUGAGGACAUCCAGGCCCCAAUGAAGAUAUUUCUGAUUGAUUUUGUCACCUCCUCUGUGACCACAGGGCUGAGAAGGGAAUCCCAGGUGCUACAAACCAACUGUGACUUUUAUUUUCUCCCUGUGACCCCAAACCUGGAUUUCCAGCUGGAUUUAACCAAGCUGGGAAGCAGCCUGAUGUCCAAAGGAUUAAAAAAAACCCCAAAAAAACACCCCAAACAGAAAUCCAACCCAAAUUAUUCUAUGUUUUGAUGAUUCUGUGAAGCCUUCAGACGUGAAGGGGA
Messenger RNA from Poecile atricapillus (Black-capped chickadee), 2028 nucleotides. RefSeq names its product cytotoxic and regulatory T cell molecule (gene CRTAM). Gene Ontology annotation, molecular function: signaling receptor binding. Gene Ontology annotation, cellular component: plasma membrane. The record is from RefSeq and is a predicted model, not a curated record. Gene Ontology annotation, biological process: positive regulation of natural killer cell mediated cytotoxicity directed against tumor cell target; detection of tumor cell; cell recognition. Bases 37 to 1530 code for a protein of 497 amino acids. Lineage: Eukaryota; Metazoa; Chordata; Aves; Passeriformes; Paridae. The transcript is spliced from 9 exons.